Messenger RNA from Nicotiana attenuata, 2241 nucleotides. RefSeq lists its product as uncharacterized. The record is from RefSeq and is a predicted model, not a curated record. The transcript is spliced from 6 exons. Gene Ontology annotation, molecular function: nucleic acid binding. NCBI's taxonomy places the organism in Eukaryota, Viridiplantae, Streptophyta, Magnoliopsida, Solanales, Solanaceae. Gene Ontology annotation, biological process: DNA integration. The coding region runs from base 1 to 2241 and encodes 746 amino acids.
AUGGCAGGAAACGAGGUAACCUCACUUGAGCACAGUCAUCCUCUAUUUUUUCAAGCAGCAGAUGCACCGGGUCUAGUUUUAGUUCCAAUUAAGCUCACAGGGCCAGAAAAUUAUGCCUUGUGGAGUAGGGCAAUAAAACUAGCACUUAUGGGGAAAGGCAAGCUUGGAUUUGUAGAUGGAACGUGUGUAAAAAGCUCGUAUAUAGGAGAAUUAAUAGCACAAUGGGAAAAAUGUGAUGUGAUUGUACUGUCGUGGAUUGGAAGCACAGUUCCUAAUGAAUUGAUGUCGAAUAUAGUUUUUGCACCUAAUGCUAGGAAAGUAUGGAGUGAUUUUAAGGAGAAAUUUGAUAGAUAUCUAUGGAGUGAAUUGGAUGUGUUGGUACCUCUGCCUUCAUGUGAUUGUGAAGAAUCGAUGCCUUCAUUAGAACACCUGAGAAAUCAGAGACUUUUGCAGUUUCUCAUGGGCCUAAACGAGAGCUACAGCAAUGUAAGAAGCAAUGUUCUUCUCAAAAGACCAGUUGUGACUGUAAAUGAAGCAUAUGCUAUAGUGAGACAGGAAGAGAGACAAAGAACACUAGGUGUAGUUGACACAAAUAGAGAUCCAUUGACUAUGCUUGUAGGAAAAGGACAGGUUUUUAAGCCUAAGAACAAAAAGAAACCUCAGCCAGGAGGAAAUAGAACUUUUGCUAAUGCUGCAAGAACUGAAGAAACAGGAGGGACAUGCACUCAGCCACAAGGCCAUUUCCUCACUGAAGAACAAUAUCAGCAGCUUAUAAGACUUCUGAACAAACAAGGAGGUGAAGAAUGCUCCACAAACAUGACAGGAGGCAAAUAUAUAAAGGAUGUAUUACAUGUGCCAGAUUUCAAGUUUAAUUUGCUGUCAGUAGCAAAACUCACCAGAGACCUCACUUGCACAGUGAAGUUCUUCCCUGAUUUUUGUGUGUUGCUCGGACUCUACAGUGGCAAGGUAUUGGGGAUUGGUAGAGAGUUUGAUGGUCUAUACAUACUAAGGGAAUAUGCACAAGCAGCAGGCAUAAUAGUAGGAGCAGUAAUAAAAGAAGAGCAAACACAGUUUCGGCACUACAGACUAGGACAUGCAUCCUGGAACUCUAUACAACAUAUCUCAUCUCUACAAGACAAGAUAUGUGUAGGGAAAUCAAGAAAUAGUAGUAUUUGUCCUCUAGCUAAACAAAGUAGAUUGCAGUUUCCUAACAGUGUAAGCAAGUCUAAGAAUUUUAUUGCAAGAAUAAAGACACAGUUUGACACUAGAAUCAAGACCCUGAGAUCAGAUUAUGGCACAGAAUUCUUUAAUGCCAAAUGUAAUGAAUUACUGGCUGAAAAUGGGAUUAUACAUGAAAGUAGUUGCCCAUAUACUCCUCAACAAAAUGGCAUAGUUGAGAGAAAACAUAGGCAUAUUCUAGAUGUUACUAGGGCACUGAAGUUUCACAAUGGAAUACCUUUGAAGUUCUGGGGUGAUUGUGUUAGGACUGUUGUAUACUUAAUCAAUAGACUCCCAACACCAGUGUUACAAGGCAGGACACCCUAUGCAAUGCUCUAUGGGAAAUCAGCUAACCUAGAUCAUUUGAGAGUGUUUGGAUGUCAAAGCUUUGCUUGUAAUCUUCCUAAAGGAGACAAAUUUACUCCCAGAGCAGGGAGAGCAGUGUUUGCUGGAUAUUUUGAGACACAAAAAGGUUAUAGACUAUAUGAUCUUGAUACUCAUACAAUCUUUGUUAGCAAGGAUGCCAAAUUUCAGGAACUCUGUGAGCAUGUUUUUUAUCUCAAUCCACCUCCUCCAACUACUCUACCAUAUACACCAUCUACCUCACAAGAUGAGGAAGCCAACUCUACACCUAUCCUGACAGAUCCUGAAAUAGCAUCAGACCUCCAUGCUUUUGAGACUAUUGCUAUUAAUGAAGGCCAAAAUGAUCUUUCCCGGGUGGAGGAAUCAGCUUCCCAAAAUGACAUGUUGAUCACUUCACCUUCAUCCACUGACAUACCUUCACCUGUUACAACUGUUGAAAAUACCAAACCUCACAGACAAAUCAAGCAACCACUCUGGCUCAAGGAUUAUGUCACCACUAAACUACCAGGCAAACAUCUAUAUCCCAUGUCCAAUCAUCUAUCUUACAAUCAACUUUCAGCUGCAUAUCAGACAUAUCUUCAAGCUUUUUCUGCUUCAGUGGAGCCUACAUCAUACAAAGAAGCAGCAACAGACCAAGACUGGGUACUUGCUAUGCAAUAG